Messenger RNA from Drosophila eugracilis, 1614 nucleotides. RefSeq names its product SET domain-containing protein 4. Lineage: Eukaryota; Metazoa; Arthropoda; Insecta; Diptera; Drosophilidae. Gene Ontology annotation, biological process: peptidyl-lysine monomethylation; positive regulation of transcription by RNA polymerase II; peptidyl-lysine dimethylation. The coding region runs from base 173 to 1513 and encodes 446 amino acids. Gene Ontology annotation, molecular function: transcription coactivator activity; histone H3K36 methyltransferase activity; histone H3K4 methyltransferase activity. The transcript is spliced from 2 exons. The record is from RefSeq and is a predicted model, not a curated record.
CCGGACUCCUACACCUGACCAAGCAGUGCAGCAUCCAUUUACCCGCCCACUUAGGUCGCGCGAAAUGCUACACGUUCGUUAAAGGAACUGGAAAACACGUGCAGGCAAGAGUGCAAGCAUAGAGAUAGACCAAAACACCGCACACCCAGACUGGGAGAAUCGAUUAAGAAAAAUGGGUCGCACCCAACGUCACCGGCUUCAGAGGGCUAAAAUAUCUGAUGAGGAUUCCGGCUCCCUGCGGAAUCUAUAUAUUCAUCUUAACUCCCUUGGGUGGCAGAACCAUACCCAUCUAUCAGCGCAAACAUAUACCCUGACUGGACGAGGAUUAUGUUCGAAAAAGGAAACCUUUUCCCAGGAAGACGAGCUCAUUCGCCUGCCCGUUGGCUGCCUUAUCAGCAUAGCCACUCUGGAAUCGGACGAGCAAUUCAAGAGCCUCUUCGACAAGGAGCUAUUCGACAAGGAUUCCAGGAUUUCCUUUCAGGCACUGGUAGCCUGUUACCUUUUAUACCUAAAGCAUCUGAAAGAGUGUUCUCUUGAAACGCUUCAGCCUGUUUAUACUGCCUAUUUGGAAACCCUGCCCAAGACGUACUCAACUCCCUAUUUCUGCUCCAUACCUGAGCUGCAGUGUCUGCCAGAAUCCGUCCUAGAACGAACGGUUGGCCAGAAUCGCCAGAUACGGAGAUAUUUUGAAAUUAUCAAGAGUCUGGUCACGAGCUGCGAUUGCUGUGGAAAAAGCUAUGGCCAGGAUAUUUUUACACUCGCAGAAUUUAAGUGGGCUUACUUCACCACAAAUACUAGAAGCGUCUACCUUAGUUCCCGAUUUCUGAAAAAGCAAUGCAGCCAUUUCCAGGCUCUUAUAAGUAGCGAUACCAACCUAGCUUUGGCUCCGUUCCUGGAUCUUUUCAACCACUCUGAUAGUGUGCAAACUACAGCUGAGAUUGAAGGCAAGGAUUACGUUCUCACAUUAAAAACCCUACCUUAUUCGAAAACCAAAUCCUAUGAGCAAUUGUUCAUCAGCUAUGGUGCUCUGUCGAACUUUAAGUUGCUCACAGAAUAUGGCUUUUGUCUGAAAGGUAAUAAGCACGACUACUUUGAGAUCUCCCUGUUGGAUAUUGAGCACAUGGUUAAGAACAACAAGGUGCUAUCCACGCAAACCUACCACCGGAACAUUUUUAAAUUCAUCAGAGAGCAUAAUUUGAACGAUCAGAUGUUUGUUCACAUCAACGACGGAUGCUCCCACAAUUUGAGGGUAGUUCUACACCUGAUCUUUAAACAGCAGGCCUACUUCCCCAAUAUUCUCAACCAGAUUGCCUUUGGUGACGUGGAACAAUUCGAGGAUGUGCAGCCGGAACUGUCCCAACUCGUAGCCUUUAAAAUAAAAGAGUACGAAAUCUUUGGGGGAGAGCUGGACAAACUACCAAAACUGACGGAAAGCGGUUUGGUGGCACGGUUUUAUUUGAAGGAGUGCAUCCGCUACCUGAAUGAUUUUCAAGUGGCACAUCCAAGAGAAUAGAAGUAAUCUAUGCUAAGCUUAAAUUAGAAAACAGUACAAAGCAUUUUGGUUAUAAAUUGAAUGAACCGUUUUUAUUUUUCUAAUAAAUCUCAAAAAAUGUA